Messenger RNA from Tigriopus californicus, 1391 nucleotides. RefSeq lists its product as uncharacterized. The transcript has 2 exons. Bases 873 to 1304 code for a protein of 143 amino acids. The record is from RefSeq and is a predicted model, not a curated record. Lineage: Eukaryota; Metazoa; Arthropoda; Copepoda; Harpacticoida; Harpacticidae.
AAAAAGGCGAAUAAUAACCUUUCAUUUUAAUAGUGUACGGAAUUACGCUUCUUUUGCGGCUAGAAAAGCCAUGAAAAAUCAAACCAAAAUAAUCAAAAAUUCAAUGAGGCAAGUAAGCCAAGGGAGAUGUAAGCUGGAAGUCUCCUCUCCUCAUUUUCACCAGGCAAGCUCCCCUGAGGAUCAUAAUGUCUGAAACAGUACAUAGAUCCAAGAAAAAAUCCACUAAUAUGUGAAAUGGAUCAAUGGCCCAGGUCUUAUGCCGAAUCCAAAACUUCCUUAAGCAGACACCGUGGUAGAGAACAAGUGUUAUCAUGUAUACCUGUAAAUCUACCAAUAGUCAAAUGACAAAUUUGUUGCAGUAAAGAAUAAUAGUAAUAAUGCUUAGACAAGGGAAAGCAUGUAUUAGCUUAUCCAUUCUUUGGACACGCUGAAUGGAAUCAGAUGUCAAAUUCUUUCGAAAUGAUGCCCAAUUUGUAAAGUCAAACGACCCACUUUUGAUGAAACCGGCCCUUUUAACGGUAGAUGGUGAUGGCUUCGGCAAUUGAUGACGCCAGAUUGAAAACGUUUAUAUCCGGCCAAGACUCAAACAUGAAUUUCAAUCAUGUAUCAUUAUCAAGACAGUUAAUUUAAGAUAGAUCCAAUGAAUGUAUAUGUGUUUUUUGAUUGAUAUUCCAAAGUCGGUUUUACAUUUUGAAAACUUAACAUACUUUUUGUUACCAGCUUCAUUUGUUACGUGCAUCAUAAUUCCUAUAUCGAUGAUUUUCCGGCUUACAAUUGAUUUCUCAUUGUUUGAUGAACGUCAAUGGCUCUAACGAGCAAAAGAGGCUUGCAUCUCCCCUGUCAAGCAAUUCUAUGAUUGUAUUCAAUUGUGAAUGAAUUUAAGCAUGAUUUUCUUUUGUGUAGCAAUUUCGUGCUCGAAUGGUGAUGAUAUCAAAAGCGAAAAUCCCAUCACUUGCUCAGGAUUUGAUUGCUCCGAUAUCUUUGAUGACAAGCUUGCCACCGGAGUUGCCCUUCCUGAAGCAUACGUUCAACUCAACCUUGGCAAUCCUGACAAAGAUAUUCAUUCGAUGUUAUUUCACUUUGAUCCCACGACUACGGUUCCCAAAGACAUCUUGCUGACCAAUUGUGGCACGCAAUCCCAGACUUUUCGAUUGGAAGACAAGUCCAUAUCGUUCCUGAUUCUUGACCAACCUUGGAGCACAAAUUGCUUAAACGUGACAUUUGGACCCGAGAUGUUUGUCCACAAUUUGAACAACGACGUAGUGGUGAUUCAGGCCAUAUAUUUGGUUGGACACCCUUGCUAAUUCAGAGCAAUUAUUCAACUCUUUGAUUCGUUUGUAAAGAUGUGUAAGGAACAACGGUUUCAGCGAAAUACAGUAAAGCAAAGUAGA